Oryza sativa Japonica Group (Japanese rice) is the source of this 2139-nucleotide messenger RNA. RefSeq names its product BTB/POZ domain-containing protein At1g63850. Lineage: Eukaryota; Viridiplantae; Streptophyta; Magnoliopsida; Poales; Poaceae. Gene Ontology annotation, molecular function: protein binding. The record is from RefSeq and is a predicted model, not a curated record.
CGACAAGCAAGCGCUCCCCGUGCUGCCCCCGCGCGGCGAGAAUCCCCACGACGCGCGCCCCAUCCUUUCCUUCCCUCCCUUGCCAAAUACCGGCUCACCGCUAUGCCCGCUUCCUCCCCUUCCACCUCCACCUCCAGAUCCAGGCCGUUGUUCCCCAAGCCUUCCCCUUCCCACCUCGUCCCCCACGACCUCGCCUCCUCCUGGUGCUGCGCUCCGCACGGCCACACCCCCACCCCCGCCGCCGCCGCUGCCUCUUCCUCCCCGUCAUCCCAAUCCAGCUCCCCCGCCGCCGAAACGAUGGAUCCCCCGCCGCAGCCGCCCACCUCCUACCCGUCCAGCUACACCAAGUUCAACUCCGCGCUCAACGCCGGCCUCCUCAACCCAAUGUCCCCGCCGCCGCUGCCGCUCGACAAGACGCGCUCCAGCCCAACCCUCUUCGACAUGAUGGCCAACGAGCAGGACUACCACCCGCGCACCGCCGCCGCCAUCCACUCCAUCCCGGCCCCGCCGCAGCAGGCGCACCCGCUGCAGCCCGCCCGCUCCAUGGACAGGCAGGUGCUGCUCCAGGAUCGCGUCGCCGAGCUCAUCGGCAGCUGCAGCCCCGGGAACCAGUUCAACGACGCCGACUCCUCCGACGUCCGCCUCACCCUCACCUCCAAGGAUGGCCUCUCCGUCACGCUCUGCGUGCACCGCCACAUACUCGUCGCCCACAGCAGGUUCUUCGCCGCCAAGCUCUCCGACCGCUGGUCCAAGCAGCAGAGGACGUUGCCGCACAUCGUUGAGAUCUCCGACUGCGACGAUGUCGAGGUCUACGUCGAGACGCUGCGGCUCAUGUACUGCAAGGAUCUCCGCCGGAGGCUCAUGAGGGAGGAUGUGAGCAAGGUCCUCGGCAUUCUAAAGGUGUCCGCGGCCAUUGUGUUCGACGCUGGGGUCCUGUCUUGCUUGGAGUAUUUAGAGGCAGCUCCGUGGGCGGAGGAUGACGAUGAGAAGGUGGCGGCAUUGUUGACACAGCUGCACCUCGAGAACUCGGGCGCUGGGGAGGUGCUUAAGAGGGUCUCACUGGAGUUGGCUCCCUCGGCAGUGGCUGAAGAGGUGGAGGUCGGCAGUGGUUGCAAUGGUGGUGGCAAUUCAGGUGGUGGGGAGGAGGUGUUAGUGAGGCUCCUGCAGGUCGUCCUGGAAGGGAAGGACGAGAAGGCAAGGAGGGAGAUGAAGGGGCUGGUUUCCAAAAUGCUCAGGGAGAACAGCACAUCGCGUGGAGGAGCCAUUGGAGGUGACCUCCGGAAGGAGUCACUGUAUUCGGCGUGCAAUGGCUGCUUGCGCCUGCUGCAUGAACAAUUUGAGAUGGCUGCAGGGGGUGACCAAUCUGAGGUAGCGCAGAUUGCCAGGCAGGCUGACAACCUUCACUGGAUGCUUGACAUCCUUGUCGAACGCCAGAUUGCCGAGGAUUUCUUGAGGACGUGGGCAAUGCAGAUUGAGUUGGCAGAGUUGCAUGGCAAGGUGCCAGCAAUACACCGCUAUGAAGUUAGCCGAGUGACGGCAAGACUCUUUGUUGGGGUUGGCAAGGGACAGAUCUUGGUGUCCAAGGAGGUCCGUUGUCAACUCUUGAGUACUUGGUUAGAACCAUUCUAUGAAGACUUUGGAUGGAUGAGGCGAGCCUGCAAGGGGCUUGACCGGCAUUUGAUUGAGGAUGGACUGGCAAACACCAUCCUGACACUGCCGCUAGCAACUCAGCAGGAGAUCUUGCUGGCAUGGUUCAAUCGGUUCCUGAACUCUGGGGAGGACUGCCCAAAUAUUCAGAGAGGAUUCGAGGUAUGGUGGCGGCGUGCCUUCUGGAAAAGAAACGGUGAACCCGAGCAACCACCUCGUUUGAGGAUCACAGCAAUCUGUGAGAAUUCUUGAUUACGUUGGUUCAGUUCUCGGAUACAAUGUGUGGCUGAUGUUGUGAUGUAAAGGUUAAUGCUGUGUGAUCUGUAGUUGUGAUCUAACUGUCUUGUUGAGCUCUCUAUUAUUUCUGUUUGAUUUAGGUGAUUAUACACGAGUAUGUUCAUCUUGUUCAAUUAUACCAGAUCUGAUGUACCUCUAUGCUGGAUCCAUUUUGAAUUGGAAAUGAAGUAGGAUGUUUUUUUUUCCCACCUAGUA